AUGGAUAGCUUAGCUUCACAAAAUUCCCAAAUUUAUUCCUUACAACCACCUUCCUUUAAUAAACCAAUACCAUAUCUUCCACCAGAAAUAAUAACCGAAAUAAUUUCAUGUGUUAAUGAAGAUGAUAUAAAAUCAUUGUAUUCAAUAAUUCAAGUAAAUAGAACAUGGUUUUAUUGUUCAAUUCAUAUCUUAUGGAGACAACCAUUUAAAUAUAUUUCAUUAACAGGUUAUUCAAAAUUACUUAAAAUUUAUAUUUGGUUUCUACCCGAACAAACCAAAUUGAGAUUACAAAAUAAUUAUUUUAAAUUUGAUGUGAAAGAAUUCAAUAAGAAACCUAUAGUGAAUUAUUUAAGUUUUUUAGAAAAUUUGGAAAUAGAAAGUCGUAGUUUAUAUUGGGCAAUUAAGCUAUUGUUACCUACCCUUGAAAUUGAAGAAGGAAACGAUGAGAAACCUGAAGAUAAAAAACUAGAACAGGAGGAUGUUAAAGGAAAAGAACUACAGGUUCAGGCUCACGCUUUGUUAAUAGAAUUUUUUAAUUUAUUUAAAGAAAAUUGUCCAAAUUUAAAAAAUUUUAAAAUGCCAAAAGAACAUUUAUCAUUGAACGCUGAAGAUUUAGAGAAUAUUUGUACAAACCUAACCGAUAAUAAAUCGAUUUAUCAUCGUCCACGAACUCGUCGUCGUCGUAAUGCUCCUUGA
This is a messenger RNA of Funneliformis geosporum, 696 nucleotides long. The record is from the annotation of a GenBank genome assembly. Lineage: Eukaryota; Fungi; Glomeromycota; Glomeromycetes; Glomerales; Glomeraceae.